GGGCUUCGGGCGUGGGAAGCGCGGGCAGCUGGUGGGUGUGGCGGCUCGGGCGCUGCUGGCAGCUGACCCUACAAGACUCCGACCCGGACCCACCGGAGCGCCUGGUGUUGCCUCUGUGCGGUCCUGAGGCUGUGUGCACCGCAGCGGGAGGAGGACACUAGAGAGGGAAGGUGGCCCCAGCCCAGCCCACGCAGACCUCCCGGGUUGGGGGCACUUGUUCCCCUCGGCCUACGGAUCUUGGAUCUUGGGACAUUUGAACGGAAGAAAAUGAAACCCAAGGAAAGGAUUCAUGGUUUAGCAAGAGGAGGGCCACGUUUCAGAAAGAAGAAACAAUGUAAUUCCGUCACUGGGAAGACUGACGUCAAGGUGAAGAGGGACGUGGGAAGAGCAUGGCCUGGCCACGAUUUUUGCAAAGAGGAACUCUCCUCACCAGCUUCAGCCAUCACCAUGUUGCUGUGUUCCUGCUUACAUUCUUCAGCUAUUCACUGCUCCAUGCGUCAAGGAAAACAUUUAGCAACGUCAAAGUCAGCAUUUCCAAGCAGUGGACCCCAGAUGCUUUUAACACAUCGAUUGACCUGCCUGCAGAGAUCUGGAGCAGCAACCGUCUCUUUCCCAGCACGGAGGACGCCACUCUUUUUCUCGGAACACUAGAUACUGUUUUUUUGUUCUCCUAUGCGGUGGGCCUCUUCAUCAGUGGCAUCAUAGGGGACCGGCUGAAUCUGCGAUGGGUUCUGUCCUUUGGCAUGUGCUCUUCUGCAUUUGUGGUGUUUGUCUUUGGUACUCUUACGGAAUGGCUGCACUUCUACAACAAGUGGUUCUACUGUGGCCUGUGGAUUGUGAACGGCCUGCUGCAGUCCACUGGCUGGCCCUGUGUGGUUGCUGUGAUGGGCAACUGGUUUGGGAAAGCUGGCCGAGGAGUUGUCUUUGGUCUCUGGAGUGCCUGUGCUUCAGUGGGCAAUAUUUUGGGAGCAUGCCUGGCUUCAUCGGUUCUCCAGUAUGGCUAUGAGUACGCCUUUCUCGUGACCGCGUCUGUGCAAUUUGCUGGUGGGAUCGUCAUCUUCUUUGGACUUCUAGUGUCACCAGAAGAAAUUGGUCUCCCGAGUAUCGAGGCAGAGGAGGGCUCGGAGGAAGAUUCACAGAGGCCACUCAUUAAUGGUGCUGAAAAUGAAGAUGACUAUGAGCCCAAUUAUUCAAUCCAGGAGGACAGAGCUGUCAUCCAGGUGAAGGCAAUAAGCUUUCACCAGGCUUGCUGCCUUCCUGGAGUCAUACCGUACUCACUGGCCUACGCCUGCCUGAAGCUAGUGAAUUACUCCUUCUUCUUCUGGUUGCCCUUUUAUCUGAGUAACAACUUCGGGUGGAAGGAGGCUGAAGCUGACAAGUUGUCCAUUUGGUACGAUGUUGGAGGCAUCAUAGGUGGGACUCUGCAAGGCUUCAUCUCUGACGUCCUGCAGAAGAGAGCACCAGUGCUGGCCCUCAGCCUGUUCCUGGCAGUUGGGUCCCUUGUUGGGUAUAGUCGCUCUCCAAACAACAAGUCCGUCAAUGCACUCCUGAUGACCAUCACAGGGUUUUUUAUUGGUGGACCGUCCAAUAUGGUUAGCUCUGCUAUUUCUGCAGACUUGGGUCGCCAAGAACUGAUCCAAGGAAGCAGCGAGGCUCUGGCUACAGUCACAGGAAUCGUGGAUGGAACCGGGAGUAUUGGUGCUGCCGUGGGCCAGUAUCUGGUGUCUCUGAUCCAGGACAACUUGGGGUGGAUGUGGGUCUUCUACUUUUUUAUCCUCAUGACAAGUUGCACAAUUCUGUUUAUCUCACCGUUGAUAGUGAGGGAAGUAUUCUUUCUUGUGCAGAGGAGACAAGCUCCCAUACUUAAUGAGUAGCGGGUACCCACAAGAGGGAACGGACUGGAAGCUUAUGAGGGCCCAUAGGUCUUCAGCCCACUCGUGUGGAGUUAUCUAAACACUAAUGGAGCCUCAGCUUGCCAAGCAUCCUGCAACACUGCCAGCUACCCAGACACUGGCAAGCAAGGGCCGAAUUAUUUUUGUACACUACAGCAGUCACAGAAGAUUUUUAUUACAUUUGUGGAUGUACUGAAGGAAAGUGAAGCUGCCAGCAUCUUCGUUGGGCUUGUCAGCUUAUCCCUCCGACCUUAAAUACUGGUUUUGGUCCUGGACCCUUGUUCUUCAGCCUUAAUCAAGAGCUAAGUGAGCAGGAGGCAGAAUCAUGCAAGUUUAUAUUGAUGAGGAGACUGAGGUACGCUGCGCUGAUGCCACGUUUGCAGAGCGUGGAUCACCUAAGCAUCAGAGCAGAGCGGAGUCCAGACGAUGCUGCAGGCCUGCCGUGGACGGAGCGCACCUUGCAGAGGUGGAAGAUCACACCCUGUGAUGGCUGGGUUACUCUGUGGCUUCUGGAAGUCCUCGUCCUCUCCAGAAUGGCAGUUUGCUUGUUCUCCUCCGACUUCACUCACAUUUGACUGACUCCUAGGAGCAGUCUUCUGUUUGUGAACUAUUAAGUUAUUUUAGACAUUCCAUUAUGGAACUUUCAACCCCACAUUCACAGUCUAGGAAAGGUAAGACCCUCUGAGAAGCUGUUCUAUGUAGCCUUAUUGUUGAAAGAUUGGUCUCUGUCACAGUCACAGCUGAGUUCCUGGAGUUACCUUUGCAGAAGGCCAGGCUUAGAGAAAAGACAAAGGCAAUUUGUCCAGGGGGUGUGAAGUUUAUGUACUGAAUCAUGUUAGUGUAUUGUUAGGGCCCGAGGCCUGCCUUUUUAGAAGAUUGUAGAGUGUAUGUUCAAGACGAUGAAGGUCAUUCUGUACAUACAUUUUAAAUUAUGUAAACAAACUAGGAGGAAAAUGUAUAAUUUUGAGGGACACCUAAUUCAUUUUGGGUUUGGAAAUAUUUUUCCACCUCUUGCUUUAUGCUCCAAAAUGUGUAUUUCAUGUACUUGCAAAAAUACUACAGAUGGGGCUGGAGGGAUGGCUCAGGUGUUAAGAGCACCGACUGCUCUUCCAGAGGUCCUUAGUUCAAAUCCCAGCAACCACAUGGUGGCUCACAACCAUCUGUAAUGGGAUCUGAUGCCCUCUUCUGGUGUGUCUGAAGACAGCUACAGUGUACUCAUAACAUAAAAUAAAUAUUUUUAAAAAAACCAACAAAAAAUGAAA
Rattus rattus (black rat) is the source of this 3154-nucleotide messenger RNA. It is a transcript of the gene Slc37a3, whose product is annotated as solute carrier family 37 member 3. The record is from RefSeq and is a predicted model, not a curated record. The coding region runs from base 390 to 1874 and encodes 494 amino acids. Gene Ontology annotation, cellular component: endoplasmic reticulum membrane. Lineage: Eukaryota; Metazoa; Chordata; Mammalia; Rodentia; Muridae. The transcript has 15 exons. Gene Ontology annotation, biological process: transmembrane transport. Gene Ontology annotation, molecular function: transmembrane transporter activity.